This is a messenger RNA of Musca domestica (house fly), 810 nucleotides long. Its product is annotated as larval cuticle protein A2B. Gene Ontology annotation, cellular component: extracellular matrix. The coding region runs from base 145 to 747 and encodes 200 amino acids. Lineage: Eukaryota; Metazoa; Arthropoda; Insecta; Diptera; Muscidae. The transcript has 2 exons. The record is from RefSeq and is a predicted model, not a curated record.
ACAUUUCUUUUUGCUCUCCUUUUGGCUGAUUUGUAAAGAAAAUGUAGGGUAUAAAAACUGUAAUCGCCCAGUCCGAAAUCGUAGUCAACUUUAGCGUUAAAUCAGCUAAACAACGGUUCCCCGAAAGCAAAACUAUACCAAAAAAUGGCAUUCAAGUUCAUUGCUGUCUUCGCUUUGUUCGCCGUUGCCAGUGCUGGCGUUAUUCCAGCCUCGGAGGUAUAUCAUGCUGCUCCUGCCGCCGCUGCCGUAGUAAAAACCGUUGCUCCAGUUCAUGUUGCUGCCCAGCCUGUUUUGACCAAGGCUGUCGAAGAAUUCGAUCCCCAUCCCCAAUACAAAUAUGCCUAUGAUGUUCACGAUACUGUGUCGGGCGAUUCUAAGAGUCAAGUUGAGGAACGUGAUGGCGAUGUCGUUCGCGGUGAAUACUCGUUGAUCGAUGCUGAUGGUUUCAAACGUACCGUCCAAUACACCGCCGAUGAUGUGAACGGUUUCAAUGCUGUUGUUAGCCGCGAACCUUUGGUUGCUAAGGCUGUUGUUGCUGCCGCUCCAGCCGCUGUUGUGAAGACCGUUGCUCCAGUAGCUCAUGUUGCUGCCCCAGCUGCCGUCGUUAAGACGGUAGCUCCUGUGGCUCACAUUGCUGCCCCUGCUGCAGUUGUUAAAACUGUAGCACCAGUAGCUCAUGUUGCCCACGUUGCCACACCCGUUGUUGCCCAUGUAGCUGCCCCUGCCACCUAUGUUGCUCACCACUAAGUGAACGAUAUAUGCUUUCAUAUAUUGUAAUGUUAAUAUGUUUUAAUAAAUGCUAGGCUUAUA